AAAUUUGAGGGAUGGCUACAGAAUCGUUUCCAUCUUGAGCGGCUGUACGUGAGUGGCAGCGAGAGACGUACUGAAGGCAGGUUCCUCUUGCCCGUACUAAAGAUGGCUCCGGCGGCAGACAGAACGACGUCACGUGGGGUCAGAGGCGGGAAGGGUGCUGGCGGCCAGGACCUGUCUCAUCGUUCUCUUCACUCUGCGAAAGCGACGAUGGAGAAGUUUGCAAGCCCGGGCAAAGGCAACGGCUUGCGUCUCUCGAAGGCAGUGAAGCCAGGCGAGUUGCUGUACCGCGCGGAGCCUUUCGUUUACACCGUCACCAAGAAGCGCCUGGGAGGCGUGUGCGAGCGCUGCCUGCGCAGCAAGAAGCGACUUCUUAGGUGUUCGCAGUGCAAAGUUGCAAGAUACUGUGAUGUACAUUGUCAGAAAGAAGCCUGGCAAGACCACAGACGGGAAUGCAAGUGUAUUAAGAGUAUUGAGCCUAACUUCCCUCCAGAUUCCGUGAGACUUGUUGGCAGGAUUGUUUUCAAACUAUUAAGACAAUCAACAUGCCCAUCUGAGGAGCUCUACUCUCUUUUUGAGCUGCAGUCCAAUGUUGAAGAGUUAAGUGAAGAAAUGAAAGAAGGCCUGGGACACCUUGCAAGGACACUGCAGCUAUAUUUGAAGGUAGAGAUCCAAGAUUCUUCUCAGCUGCCACCUGCUCUAGAUAUUUUUCAGACCUUCGCAAAAGUGACCUGCAACUGUUUCAGUAUUAGUAAUGGAGAGAUGCAGAAUGUUGGUGUUGGCCUUUAUCCCAGCAUGUCUUUGCUGAACAACAGUUGUGACCCCAACUGUGUGAUAAUCUUUGAGGGUCCGCAGCUCCACCUUCGCUCCAUCCGGGAAAUUCAGAUGGGUGAAGAGCUCACUAUCAGCUAUAUUGAAACCAUGAUGCCAACUCCUGACCGUCAGCAACACCUGAAGCGCCAAUAUUGUUUUGAAUGUGACUGCCUUAUGUGCUGUACACAAAGCAAGCAGGAUGCUGACAUGUUGGCAGGUGAUGAGCAAGCCUGGAAAGAAGCCAAAGAAGCUGUAAAUAAAACAGGAGCUCCAAAGUCACAAGAGGACUGGAAGCAGGUUCUGGCGAUAUGCCAGACAUUACUAAAGAACAAUGCCACUCGCCUCCCAGACACUAACAUCUACCAGCUGAAAGUACUUGACCUUGCCAUGGAUGCCUGCAUAAACCUUGGCCUUUUGGAGGAAGCGUUGCUUUAUGGUAACAGAACUUUGGAGCCCUACAGGGUUUAUUAUUCUGGCUUCCAUCCUCUGAGGGCUGUCCAGAUGAUGAGAGUGGCCAAAUUGCAGUACAGUCAAGACCUGUUUCCUCAGGCUCUGGAAACCUUGAAGCAGGCUUAUGCUAUUAUGAAAGUGACCCAUGGGACAGAACACAGCCUAGUGCAAGACUUGAUGUUGCUUAAAGAAGACUGUGAGGCCAGCAUGGCGUGAGAAUGAAGAAGAUCUGCAAACACGCUAGCCAAUAUUCUGCAGAGGUGAAUGGAGAGAAGACAUGGAAGAAAUAAUAUGCCUUCUACACAGUCCUUGUGGCAACAAAGAUCUCAUUGAUCAGAGUACAGCUAGGGAAAUAUUAUAGUUCUUUUGCUGUAUAACCUGUACACUAUUACUUCUGCUAAUUCUCCAAGUGAUCUUUUCCACCAGUUAGCUGAUAAUUCCAACAGAAGCGUGCUGUCCACAAAGCCACAUGUUGACAAAGAAAUGGAUAAUUCUUGGUAAAGAUACAACUUCCUAUUAAAAACAUAGAAAAAGCUAAUUUGUGGAAAUAAUUUUCUUCAUUGAUCAUGGUCUUUAAUGUACCCUCUUUUUGCCUUGGUAAAUAUUGUUAGAUGGACAAAACCUGAAAAUCAUAGAUCCAAAUACCUUUGAACACUGAAUUCAGCUUUCUUUGCUUUUUUCUCUUCUAUGUUGCAUUACUUUUCUCUCACAUUUUUGUUUUGUCUUUUAAAGACAUGGACUGAUUAUUUGUAUAAUUUUGCUUCACAUCCUUCCCAGUUUUAUGCCUAGAAAAUAUCAAUAAUUACCCCUAAUGUUCUGGCUAUGUUGAAUGUAAGAAAGAUGAGGCAGCACUUAUAGUAAGGAAGGCAAGCUUAUACACACUAACUACUGUGAUAUAGUCAAUGAGGUGAGUAAAUCCCAUUGAACAGAAUGAGAGUUAAUGUGCACAGGAUCAAACUGUUCACUACUUUGUCAUUCAAACACUCUGUUUAGCCUUGUACUUUUGUCCAACAAUACACUACUUGGGGAAAAGUGGUUCCCAGUUUUUAUCAUCUAAAAAAUUAACCACAUACAUUUGUAACUUCCUCUGCAACUAGGGAUGAAAGGAUCAGUCAGUUUGUUCUCUUAAUUUCUCAUUUUUCCAGUCUUAAAAUCCAGUUCUCCAGAUUUCUGCAGCAAUUUGUGAAUUUAUUUUUUUUAAAAAUCCU
Molecule: messenger RNA, 2468 nt
Organism: Rhineura floridana
Lineage: Eukaryota; Metazoa; Chordata; Lepidosauria; Squamata; Rhineuridae
Gene: SMYD3
Product: SET and MYND domain containing 3
Exons: 12
Coding region: 103-1476 (457 amino acids)
Cellular component (GO): nucleus
Molecular function (GO): histone methyltransferase activity; protein binding
Source: RefSeq, a predicted model, not a curated record